Messenger RNA from Brassica rapa (field mustard), 4337 nucleotides. RefSeq names its product F-box/kelch-repeat protein At2g22050-like. The record is from RefSeq and is a predicted model, not a curated record. Lineage: Eukaryota; Viridiplantae; Streptophyta; Magnoliopsida; Brassicales; Brassicaceae. Gene Ontology annotation, molecular function: protein binding.
ACUAGAGCUUGAUCCGCGCAUCCGCGCAGGUGUUAGUUUUUUUAUAAAUGAAUAUUUAUUUCUAUAAGUGAUAAUAUAUAUUUUAAAAUUUACCCAUUCAAAUUUUUUUUUAAUAUGACAUUUCUAAACACAAUAAUUUUAUAGUUUAUAUUGAGUAGUUUUAUUUUAUCACAUAAACCCUUAACUAUAUCAUCCAUUUAUUUAGAAUAUGACCUGUAAAGUCACACAAAUGUAUUUUUAUUUUUUAUGGAUCAAAAUUUUAUGAUUAUAUUGUUGUAUAAACUGUUUUUAUGGAUCAAAAUUUUAUGAUUAUGUAUAAUAAAAUUGUUGUAUACUAUUUAUUAUGUAUAUGUGGAAUUAGUAAAAUAAUUACCAUAUAAUGUAUGUAAUUACGAAAUGUAUAUAUAGAAUUAAAUAUUUUCAAACACACAUAUGUAUAAUAAAAAAAGGAAAGGACAAAGAAUAUUAAAAGUUAAGUUUAUUAACUAUUGUUGCCAUGAUCUUUUAGUUAGAAUAUGAUUUUGGAAAUACAUUAAUUGAAGAGAAAAGACAAAAAUCCUAAAGAAUAGGUUAAUUAAUAAUUUCAGUGGCAUGCCAUUGUAAAUAUAGUGGAAAACUAACGGAUAAUCUAAUUUUGUACUGCUCUUUUAAUAGAUUAGAUAGAGAACCUAGAAAGUUUAAGAAAUCUUGAAACCUCAUCAACCAUUAACAUUAUUACAUUACUUCUUUCUUUUUUUGUUGUUGCUUUUGUCCGUACGUUAUCGUCGUCCGUUUAAAACUUUUUAAUCUUAUCCCUAAACUUUAUCAUCGUAAGCAAAUCUAGGUUUAUGUUCGAGAUUUAUGAUGGGUAUUGAAAUAUAUAUGGGUUGUGCUUUCAAUAAUCUUAUCCAUAUUUUUUGUCAAAAAAACCCAUCCAUCAUGAUCAUCACCAGUGACCGCCACCAGAUCUUAAAACGUUUACUUGUUGCAGUGAACUUAAAAAAACAACAUUUUUGUUAUUUCAAUAGACACGGAAAUGGGCCAUUAUGCUUAAUAGACUUUUAGUCUACAACUUUAUCUCUCAAAACCCAUAAACCCAUAUAUAUAUAUAUAUAUAUAUCGGUUUUAUACCAAAAACACAUAUAUAUUUAUCUUUACAAUAUUUUGUAAAUUUUACUUUAUAUAAUUAGAAAUCGACAUACUAUUUUUCUUUUACUAUUUAAAACUAUUAGUGAACAUGUCAAGUUGAUAAUAAUAAUAGUUUUUAUAGAAUAAAAAGAAGUAAUCCAUAAAAAAAUAAAUAACUAAAUGUUAGUAGACAUAUCUGUCAAUGACAAAAGUAAAAAUUAUGUUUUUUUUAAUUUGAUAAAUAUGAAAAAUAACUUUUAACUUCAAACAAAAUGUUAUAUUACUAAAAUCAACAUUUUAAAUAUGAAAAUCAUAUCAAUAAACAAUUUAUGUGUAUAUUAAAUUAGAUUAUAAAAUUUACAUAUAAUUAUACUACUAUAUUUUCAUUAAUUGGUUUAUUCAGUUUGAUUGGUUUAUAUAUCAAAUCAUAUACAUAUACCGCGGUUUCUUAAAAAUAACAUUCAUUUAGUAUAUUUGGUUCUACCAAAUCCAAACCACUUUCUCUAUUUUGGUUUGGUUUUACCGUAUUGAACACCCUCGUUUCCACUUCAUCACUUUGCCUCGUUUCUUCCACCGAAUCUAUUACGUUUUGACUCCCAAUGUUUCCGGCUUUUGGCUCUAAGUAAAGGUGAUUCCUUCAACGCCAUCUUUACCGGCUCCUUUUCUCGCAGCUCACCAUUCCUUUACAGGAUGUUGGCAAGGUUGGUCUCAGAAUUCUUUCUAGCUCCUUUUUUUCCUUUCUUCUUGUCGCUUCUCUGUUCGUCGUUUCUCGGUUGAAUCUCGAUUUGAGAAUUGGAUUAUCUUUUCCUUCUUUUGCAUGUUUCAUCUUCAUUUUUCUCUUUAUCAUUAAAGAUGUCUGUAUUAAUUUUGCAGGUAAAUCUGAUUUCUCUAGAUUUAUUGUAGGCAAAAUACUCUCUCAAAUACAUAAGUGGUGGUCUGUUAGUCUCAUCCGGCUUCGUUACGAGUUCUCUUUAAACCCUUCAAUCAUUGUCAUGAUUUCGUUAGUCGAAACUGCAGUGAAAAUUAUUAAAACUAAAGACUGAGCUUAAAUUAUAAAAAAUACGACAAAUAAAUCAAAUCAGUCUAUAAUAUUAUUUAAUAAAUGAUUUUUCUAAUUUGUUAUGUUUUUCGUGAUUUUAUGAUGAAUCAUUAGUUUUACUCUGUACUAUUAUUGAAAACUAUAUUAAUAUAUAUGACUUUUAUUAGUUUUGGCUUACAUAUUGUUAUUUUAUGAUAUUUAUGAUAUCUUAUUAUGUACCUUUAUAGCAUGUGAGUUUUACCUAGUUUUCUUUUUGGUUUAAGAGCCUCACCAUGUUUUUAAAUAAUAGUAUGGAAAUAUUCUUUCAAUAUUAUUUUGGAAAAUAUAUUUUAAACAGGAUUAGGAAAAUUGAUAACAUAUAUAACCGGAUUCUUAGAAAGGUUAACAAAUAAAUAGGUUAAAUUUACUCCUCAUGAAUACAUAAGCGGGUUUGUUAGUCUCAUCCGGUUCAGUAACGGGUUUUCUUUUGAAGCCUUCUCUCAUUGUCAGGUGGAUGAUUUCGUCGUCUGGUGGUCGAAGUUUAAAUUAUAGAUAAAAAUAAAGACCGAGCUUAAAUCAUAGAAAAUACGACAAAUAAAUAAAAUUGGUCUAUACUAUUAUUUAAUAAAUAAUUUUUCUAAUUUGUUAUAUUUUUCGUAAUUUUACGAUGAAUCAUUAGUUUUACUCUGUACUAUUAUUGAAAACUAUAUCAAUAUAUAUAUAUAUAUAUAUAUAUAUAUAUAUUGUGACUUUUAUUAGUUUUGGCUUUCAUAUUGUUAUUUUAUUGUUAUUUUAUUGAUAUUUUAUGAUAUUUUAUUAUGUACCUUAUAGCAUGGGAGCUUUACCUAGUUCUUUUUUUUUUUGUUUAAGAGCACCUUGUUUUUAAAUAAUAGUAUAAAAGAUAUCUUUCGUUAUUAUUUUGGAAAAUAUAUUUUAAACAGGAAUAGGGAAAUUUUGAGCAAAAAAAAGGAUAGGAAAAUUGGAGUCGGUAAUAACAUAUAUAUACCCGGAUAUACUUAGGAAGGUUUAAGAGCCUCCCCCUGACCCGAUAAUGUCUCCUCCUCCUCUGAUGAAAGUCAGAAAACUAUCUUCAUUCAUGGCGGGCAAGAGACCAAGAGAAGAUGAUAAUGAUCCGUCGUUACCUUCACCAUUUUCUUGGCUGCCCGACGAACUUGUUUUGCAGUGCUUACUCCACGUCCCAAAAACCUACGACCUAAACCUCUCUUACGUUUCCAAAACCCUAAGGUCUCUUGUUCGCUCUCCUGAGCUCCUCCGUUUGCGCUCUUCCCUCCCUAAAAACUCCAUCUAUGUCUACUUCCGCGGGAAAAAAACUCUUAAACCGAAACAAUAUUGGUUCACUCUCCGUCCGAUUCAGAGCUCGAAACGGGAGAUUGAGUAUCAGUUGAUUCCGGUUAGUAACUUCCCUUCUCAUCCUUUUAUGUACAACUCUUCAGCCGUAGCGGUUGGAUCAGAGAUAUUCUUCGUUGGUGGAUUAUCCGAACCUUCUUCUGAUCUUUGGAUUCUUGAUACUCGUUCGGGAGAGUUAGCUCAAGGACCAAGCAUGAAGGUGGCUCGAACUUGUGACUCCGUUGUCGGAGUAAUCAACGGGAAGAUACACAUGAUCGGAGGGUGCCUAAACAAGAAGAUUCAAGUCGAGGUUUACGAUCCAAAAAAGCGAAGCUGGACAGUAGGCGAGGGUCCUGACGAGAGGUUUCGACUCAGACUAAUGACGACGCAGUUAACUGCGUCGCUCGGUUGGAAUGUUUAUUCUGCUGAAACUGCGAAAAUCAAUGUGUACAAUGCGAGACAAGGUGGAAGACUGGAGACUGUGAAGAUGCCGAGUGAUGUUGUCUGGUGCAUGUGCGUGGUCGCUGAUUUGCUUUAUGUUUACUAUUUUCGUGAAGGGUUGAUGUGGCUUGAUGCAAAGAGUAAGAUAUGGAAAAGAGUAGUUGGUGUUGGGUGUAAUGAUUUGAAGGCACUUGAUGUUAAGUUUCAUGACGCUGUAAUGGCGGAAUAUAAUGGAAAGCUGGCGAUUUUGUGGCCCGAGGCCGAGGGUAAUCAUUUAGUUAAGCCGAAGAUAAGGAUUAGGUGUGCGUUGAUCGCGUUGGAUUGGGUUGGAGAUGGAAUGCGUGGGAGGAUUGAGUGGUCUGGCACCGUAGCCGAAAUGCCAGAUAAUUAUUCUUUUCAUAAAAUUUUUGUUGUUUCUGGGUGA